CUCUUCUUCCUCCUCUUCCUCCUCCUCCCCCAGGUCAACCUCAACAACAUCAAGAGGUGUUUGCUCAUCAACUACGACCCCCAGACGCAGCUCCUCGACUUCAGGCAUUACAGCGUCAAGGUCGUGCCCGUGGGUGUGAGCAAAGGGCUGAAGAAACUUCUCCAGGAGAAAUUCCCCAACAUGAGUCGCUUGGAAGACAUCAGCGAGCUGCUGGUGAAGGACAUCAACCUGUCAGAGAGUGAAGCUGAGCAGGAUGGGACCCACAACAUCCUGGAGCUGCCGCAGGCGUACGCCGGCCGCGGCAACAUGAAAGCUCAGCAGAGUGCCGUGCGCCUCACCGAGAUUGGACCUCGUAUGACUCUGCAGCUCAUCAAGGUGGAGGAGGGUCUGGCCCAGGGCAACGUGCUCUACCACAGCUUGGUCCACAAGACAGAGAUGGAGGUGAAGGAGAUCCUGGCACGGAAAGAAGCCAAGCUGAAGCUGAAAGCAGAGCGACGGCAGAAGCAGGAGGAGGACGUGAAGCGCAAGCGGCAGCAGCGUGAGGCUCACAGGGAGAAAAGUUUGGCAGGGAUCCGAAAAAAACAUCAGGGAGAUGGUGACAGUGACGCCGAGGAUCCUGGUGCUGCCGAGGAGCUGGAGCAGUCGGAGGAGAGCGAUGCCGAGUAUUAUCGGCAGGAGGUGGGCGAAGAGCCGGAUAGAG
Molecule: messenger RNA, 700 nt
Organism: Antrostomus carolinensis (chuck-will's-widow)
Lineage: Eukaryota; Metazoa; Chordata; Aves; Caprimulgiformes; Caprimulgidae
Gene: PPAN
Product: peter pan homolog
Exons: 6
Biological process (GO): ribosomal large subunit assembly; rRNA processing
Cellular component (GO): preribosome, large subunit precursor
Molecular function (GO): rRNA binding
Source: RefSeq, a predicted model, not a curated record